This is a messenger RNA of Papaver somniferum (opium poppy), 1608 nucleotides long. RefSeq names its product B3 domain-containing protein Os05g0481400-like. The transcript is spliced from 7 exons. The record is from RefSeq and is a predicted model, not a curated record. The coding region runs from base 126 to 1355 and encodes 409 amino acids. NCBI's taxonomy places the organism in Eukaryota, Viridiplantae, Streptophyta, Magnoliopsida, Ranunculales, Papaveraceae. Gene Ontology annotation, molecular function: DNA binding.
GUAAAAAAAAAAAAAGUUUUAUUGAAACUUUUAAAAAAGAGCCGAACCGGCAAACAAACGGGCUGUCUCCAUCUCUCUCUGUCACAGAAAAAAAAAAACACAGAGAUUUUUUUCAUUAAUCAGCCAUGGCGAAGGGUCGUACAACUACUGCUAACUCUUACGAAGAAGAAAGGAAGAAACAAAUCGAAGAUAACAAGAAACGACUUCAGGAACUGGGUAUUGCGAAGGUGGCUAAAUGUCUAUCAGAUGUCGCUAACAUGGAAAAGCAGUCUCCGGCAAAAAAGCAGGCCAAACCUAGAAUCAGAAAGACUCCUACAAGCCCUGUUGAAGUGAGAUGCUCUUCACGUGCACGUAACACGGUUUCGUACAAGGAAGAGUUCGUUGAUGACCAUUUGCGGGGAAAUAGGUUCAGAUCAAGCUCAUCGUUGAAUACAAGCUACUUAGGGAGGCCACUCGAAGAAAUAAAAGUUCCUACCUAUGAGCAACGAUCUGAUACAAUGGAGCGUGCUGGGAUCUUUCAAAGUGAGCUAAAGCGGAAGUCUAAAUACCCAUCGUGUGUCAAAUCGAUGGUUCGAUCUCAUGUAUACAGCUGCUUUUGGCUGGGUCUUCCAAAAGAAUUCUGCGACAGCCACCUUUCCAUGGAUUGCGAAAAAUGGGAGAUGGUGUUAGUGGAUGAGAAAGGCAUAGAGUAUGACACAAUCUACAUUCCAAAAAGAACAGGUCUUAGCGGUGGGUGGAAAGCUUUUGCCCUUGAUCAUAAAUUGGAUGAUGGGGAUGCAGUGGUAUUGGAGCUUACGGGGCCAGCGAGAUUCAAGGUCUAUAUAUUUAGAGUGUCUGAUAAGUGGGGUGAAAACUGGGGUGAUGUUAAUAUUGCAGAAGUAAAGAAACCAUGUACUGAGGAUACUACUGAUGAGAAUAUAAGUGAAGAAAAGAUUGUAGAGAGCAAAGCUGAAGGAAGAAGAACCCACAGUCUAAAGAGAGUUAAGAAGUCUGAUGCAGAUAACAAGGAUGCAGAUGGCAGUGCAAGCGAGGAAAAUGAUACUGUAAGAAGAAGAACCCAUAAUCCAAAGAGACUUAAAAAGACUGAUACAGACAGUGGGGAUUCUGAUGGCACUAUGCUUGAGGAAAAGGCUGUUGUAGAAACCAGAGUUAGAGGAAGAACCCCCAAUCCAGAGGGAGCUAAGAAAUCUGAUGCACGUGAUGCGGAUAUUGAUGAGAACACGAGUGAAGAAAAGGAUGUAGUAGGUGAUCCAAAAGCUACAGGAAGAAGAACCCGCAAGUCACAGAGAGUUGUGAAGUCUUCAACAGCGAUUAGUGCAAGUGAAGGGGAUGGGAGCUUGCAUAACUUGCUCUAGUUAAAGAAAAAGAUAACUGCACAGGUUUUAGCACAGUAACAUUGCCAUCUUAUUACGUGUAUAUGAAAAAUUGCUAAUUGGUACUUGGUAGUAGCUCUAGGAUAGGUGGUCAGGUCAAGCUACUUGCUUUUUUUUUUGAAGAAGUUAUAAUUUCCGAAGCUUUUAAGAAUAGUAGUCCAUAACUCUUGUAGGUGAUAUUAAGUUUUAAUGAUUGAUUCUACCAUCAUAACGUCUUUUCUAGGCAUUUGAUCUA